AGAGAGAGAGAGAGAGAGAGAGAGAGAGAGAGAGAGGAGGUGGGGGGAGGAUCCUCCGUCCGCAGCAGCACCGAGCAUCCCCGACGCCCCUACCCGGAGCGAGAGGCGCAGCAGGCGGAGGCGAGGCGCUGCAGGAAGCCGCUGCUCCCUCCUUGCACCGCCGGACUUCGAGCCAAACAGGACUGGAUCUUCUCGGAGCCCGGAGGAGGCAGAGAGGAAGGGGAGGGGAGGAUCGCAGGACUGGAUCCGAGCGGCGCAUCAUCAUCUCCGGCGUAGAUCUGGCUGUCGAGGCGCAUGGAGAAGAGGACUCUUUCCACUGCUGGCCUUAGUAUUUGAGAAGUGCGAGCUGGCCACCUGCUCCCCUCGAGACCCCUCCUCCUCCCUGUCCGCCUCCUCCCACCUCCCCGGCAUGGCCAGCCACAGCGACGUCUGCUCCUCGGAGUCCUUCAACGACGACAUCGCCGCCUUCGCCAAGCAGAUUCGCUCGGAGAAACCCAUUUUUUCUUCCAAUCCUGAGCUGGAUAACUUGAUGAUCCAGGCCAUCCAGGUUCUUCGUUUUCAUUUACUGGAGCUGGAGAAGGUGCACGACCUGUGUGAUAAUUUCUGCCAUCGCUACAUCACCUGCCUGAAGGGGAAAAUGCCCACAGAUCUGGUCCUGGAUGAGCGGGAGGGGGGCUCCAAGUCUGACAUGGAGGACUUUGGCGGAUCCUGCACCAGUCUGUCAGAGCCGAACGCGUCGUGGUUACGCGAGCCGGACGAAUGUGCCACCACCCCUCUGGGAACACCCGGCACCUGCGGGCUGCCUUCACACGGCACGGCCGACAACUGCAGUGACGCAGGUGACGGCCUGGAUGGAGGUGUGGCCUCCCCCAGCACGGGAGAGGAGGACGAGUGCGACAGGGACAGGAGGAACAACAAGAAGAGAGGCAUCUUCCCCAAAGUGGCCACAAACAUCAUGAGAGCGUGGCUCUUCCAGCACCUCACACACCCGUACCCGUCAGAGGAGCAGAAGAAGCAGCUGUCGCAGGACACGGGGCUGACCAUCCUGCAGGUCAACAACUGGUUCAUCAACGCCAGGAGGAGAAUAGUCCAGCCGAUGAUUGACCAGUCAAACCGCUCAGGUCAGGGGGGACCCUACAGUCCAGAGGGAGCCGCUCUCGGGGGUUACGGACUCGAUGGGCAGGCCCACCUCGGGCUUCGAACAGCAGCCGGUCUUCAGGGAAUGUCCUCUCUGCAGGGGGACUAUCCCAGCGCUCUGCUGUCCCAGCCUGGCUACCCUCCUCACCCGGGACCGUCUCUCCACUCCUACCCCGGCCCCCACCCUCACCCCGCCAUGCUGCUCCACCCGGCCCCGCACGCGCACCCCGCAGAGCCGCUCCUCGCCCAAGGACUGGACAUACACGCCCACUAGC
Austrofundulus limnaeus is the source of this 1412-nucleotide messenger RNA. It is a transcript of the gene meis3, whose product is annotated as myeloid ecotropic viral integration site 3. The record is from RefSeq and is a predicted model, not a curated record. Gene Ontology annotation, molecular function: DNA binding. Gene Ontology annotation, biological process: regulation of DNA-templated transcription. NCBI's taxonomy places the organism in Eukaryota, Metazoa, Chordata, Actinopteri, Cyprinodontiformes, Rivulidae.